Molecule: messenger RNA, 1059 nt
Organism: Balearica regulorum gibbericeps (East African grey crowned-crane)
Lineage: Eukaryota; Metazoa; Chordata; Aves; Gruiformes; Gruidae
Source: RefSeq, a predicted model, not a curated record
AUGCCUCCUGGCAAAGGGCAGAUGUCUCCGCUGCUGCCCACCCCGCAGGGCACCCAUUGCCCCACGACGGGGGGCUGUGCCCAGCCCCCAGAGGGUCCCGGCAUGCCGCAGGGUUACACCAAGAAGAAGAGCCGCAAGCACCAGCGGUUCAUGGAGCGCCGGGUGCUGCUGGAGCAGAAGGGGCUGCUGAGCCCUCGCAGACAUUUGGGCAGCCAGGCCCCCAUGGCGGGGCUGGAGGCAUGCAGCAGGCCCACCAAGGUGGGUGGCACCAUGACAUCACGCUGCAGGAAGGUCCCCAGGUCCAAACAGGUUGUCUCACCAUCUCUGUCCCCGUCCGCCUCUCCGGACAGCAUAGCCAGGCAUCACUCCGUGCUGCUGUCCCAGGGAAACGGCAGCUCCAGAGGGGUGAGGAUGUCUUCCCCGCUCCUGCGCCCAGGCAAGUACGUGGCCAUUGACUGUGAGAUGGUGGGAACUGGUCCUCAGGGCAGGCUGAGCGAGCUGGCGCGGUGCUCCGUGGUGAACUACGAGGGAGACGUCAUCUAUGACAAGUAUGUCCAGCCUGAGCUCCCCAUCGUGGACUACCGGACGCGCUGGAGUGGCAUCACCAAGCAGCACAUGAAGAGUGCAAUUCCCUUCAAGACUGCCCAGGCGGAGAUCCUGAAGAUCUUGAAAGACAAGAUUGUGGUAGGACACGCCAUCCACAACGACUUCCAAGCCCUGAAGUACUUCCACCCGAAAGACAGGACCCGAGACACCAGCCGGAUCCCUAUGCUGAACCAGAGGGCAGGGCUGCCUGGCAGGGCCAACGUCUCGCUCAAGAGCUUGGCCAGGCACCUGCUCCAGAAAAAGAUCCAGGUCGGCUGUAAAGGACACUCAUCGGUGGAGGAUGCUCAGACAGCCAUGGAGCUGUACAGACUGGUGGAGGUGCAAUGGGAGACAGAGCUGGCCCGUAGUCUGCCCCCCCGGCCCCCCAGCCCCGUCACAGACCCCACCACAGACAGCAACCAGUACAUGGAUGACCAGUACUGGCCCACGGACCUGAUGGCAAGUGGCCUGUGA